Messenger RNA from Fraxinus pennsylvanica, 822 nucleotides. The record is from the annotation of a GenBank genome assembly. NCBI's taxonomy places the organism in Eukaryota, Viridiplantae, Streptophyta, Magnoliopsida, Lamiales, Oleaceae.
AUGCGUGUCCAUUUGAGUAAGAGAAAAGGCAGUUUUGAGGUAGCAAAGAUCAAUCGUGAAUUCCUCCCACAAGUCUAUCCUGUCACCACUGAGGCUGAGGCCUGCAGUUUAAAGGUUUUUUUUGGUAGCCAAGUGGCUUCCAAUGUCUCUACCCAAGAAAUUCCUCCUGAUCAUUCCAAGGAAACCAAUGCCACUUUGUCCAGCCUUACAGAUCCCGCCAGCCUACAGAAUGACUCAAUGCCCGUUACUCUUGAUCUGACACUUGGUUUCAACAGCAGUGAUGCUGAGUUGAACUGUACAAGCCAAACUAGUGGUGGUGAAGUAACGCCUCAUCCUCCGGCUGUAUCCAGAGUCUUCUCAUGUAACUACUGUCAGCGAAAAUUUUACAGCUCACAGGCACUGGGAGGACAUCAGAAUGCGCACAAGAGAGAGAGAACACUUGCAAAACGGGCUAUGCGGAUGGGCAUGUUAUCUGAUCGAUAUGCCAGUUUGGCAUCUCUACCUCUUCAUGGAUCCGCAUUUCAAUCUCUAGGAAUUGAAGCACAUGGUUCCAUGCAUCAACAAGUUGUACAACAAGAGAGGCCUAUACAUGGGGUAAGAGGUGGAGCAAGGUUUAAUCAUGGUUAUUACGGGUUGCCACUAUAUGUGGAGGAUGAUGAAGUAGAAAUGUACUGGCCUGGAAGCUUUCGACAAAUUGAGGGACAUGAUGGCAAUAAUCUGGGGUUUGAUUCAGGACAAAAUUCCAACAUAAAUAUUGUAGCAAUGGUUCCACCUCCUCCAAGGACAGAUUCUUCCUUGCCUGAUCUAAAUUUAAAAUUAUAA